CCCUUGCGUACGCAAGACUUUUGAGACAUAUAUUGCCAGGACUCACCGCAUUCUGCCUGCGUCCGGUGACAUCGAUUGGACUGAAGGAAAGCCCGUCGAGGAGAGCACAUUAGUCGACAAAAGGGGCGAUUGCUGUGCUCCGGCUCCACACCAGCCAUUCACAUAAGCUUAAACCUUAUGACGACCUGACCAAAGGCGCUUUGCUAACCACCCGCAUCGUCAACCGCUUCGUGUACCCAACCACUUCCAAAUUUCCUCUCCAACUACUAAGCUCGCAGGCAUUUGAUAUACUUUUGCCUCCCGCCUCUCCGUCGUUCGCUCUUUUCUUGUUCCUCUUCGCUCCCAUCUACUGUGAACCUUGAUCAUCUUCACAUCCACCGAAGCAUGUUCUUUAAGCGGCUGUCACGCGGUUCACGCUCAAACUCAUACGCCGAAAACGAAUAUCUCGAUUCGCCCCGUUCUGCACAGGACCCUCACUUUGCAUCGGACCGUAGCAUCCACGAUUCUCCACGCCAGGGCACGCCGCAGCACAACUCGUAUCCGCCGCUGUCGCCGACCAAGGAGUCACAGCGGCCGGAUUCGUCCAAAGACAACCACAACAGGAUGUACGCAACCCAGCGACAGUCGCAGGCACCCGCCGACCCGUACUCGCGUGCCGCAGGCGGAGGACUCGAUGGACGGGCCAAUGGCAUUUCCGCGGGCAGGAACAGCAUGCACGUCGACAGUCAUGGGCCCGGCGGCUUCAAGCAGGACGCCGCGCCUGAUCUGCUGACAAGGGCGUUCAAUGAGGCGGUCAGGCCGUACACGGAGAAGAUUGAGCAGCUGGAGGCCCAGGUGGCGGAUAUGCAGUAUCGGAUUGAGGAGCUGGAGAGGGAGAGAGCGGAGAUGCACUCCUGGAUAGACAAGAGGGGUCUUCGACCUGACGUACCGCCUACAAUAGCCUCACAGAUGGACCAGGGCUCUGGCGCAGCGAUUUCACUCAACGCCCAGCUCGACCGCAAAAUCACCAUUGUGAAUUUCGAUCUGCACCGCUUACAGAAUGACCUCAAUUCGUCCAUCUCAACAGCGCACUUUGCGUCUGCCAUGGCCAAGUUCCUCCCGGACAUCGCGCGUCUGACGGCACUCCCUGGCGGGCCAAAGCUUUCCUUCGACCUCAUCCUCAAACUUGGCGGCAACCUCAACUCACACGGCGGUCUCGACAGCUCCGACCCCGAGGACAUUGCCGCGCGGCGAGACUUCUACGCACAGCUCGACGACGCGAUGGUCAACGUCGUGAAGAGAAGGUUCGAAGAGGAGGGCGACGAAAGCGCCGGAUGGAACGUCAGCAGAGAAAUUAAGAGGAUCGAGAAGACGGCGGCGUACCUGAGGAACUUUGGCGUCGAGCCGUACUUCCCGCGCACCGUUGAGGCCAUGCGGAGGGAGACGGAGUACAGGAGUGCAGGGCCGGGAAUGGCGGCGCCGCCGCACGCCGCCGAUCCGCCGGGAUACGCACGCAACUGAUCUGACGCCCGCAUUUUGUGGUUGCAGCCAUAAUUGAUAAGAGAAGCAUCUGAGCACAGGUAUGGGAAGGUGCAAAAAAAAAAAGGAAGACGACAGAGCCUUCACCACCCCUUCUACUGCACAGCAACGUGCACCAUCUUGAGUAAUCUUUUUGUUUUUAAUUCCCACACGUCUCUUCUCUAUCACUUGUAUUACUGAGCUGCGGGUUAUCACAUUACACUCGGACGCAGGGCCGGGCGAGCAGGUAAAGCACACGACGUAACGAAUUUCUCUCUCUCUCUCUGUGUGUGUGCAACCAAUCCUCACGGCAGCUGGCAGAGCAGCCGACACAGAGAAUAAGGCAUCAUAAAUUUUGUAUCCGGGCGUUUCAAAAUGCGUCGUGUGAGGGUCAAUUCAAAUGGUAGCGCAUUAGUGAAUUGAUUCGACGAGCGACGAGUGGGACUUUGCUUUAGGCUUUCUUUCUUCUUUUUGGGGGAAAGGUUCCAAGGGAAAAGAGAUAGUAAAUAAUAUAGUUUUUUAUAAUAACAAAGAAGAACGUUCCCGAAACCGCUACGUCGCAACUGAGG
This is a messenger RNA of Verruconis gallopava, 2066 nucleotides long. RefSeq lists its product as uncharacterized. The transcript is spliced from 2 exons. The record is from RefSeq and is a predicted model, not a curated record. Lineage: Eukaryota; Fungi; Ascomycota; Dothideomycetes; Venturiales; Sympoventuriaceae. Bases 385 to 1500 code for a protein of 371 amino acids.